Molecule: messenger RNA, 3458 nt
Organism: Penicillium brasilianum
Lineage: Eukaryota; Fungi; Ascomycota; Eurotiomycetes; Eurotiales; Aspergillaceae
Source: the annotation of a GenBank genome assembly
AUGCAUCUUGCCACGUCAGUUCGCCUGUCGAUGUUGUCGUUGCUCCUAUGGUGGUUCCUCCUGCUAGUGCCUCUGGGCAGUGGGCAGGAUUUACCUGUCUUCUCGGAUAUUCCGCCACCAGCGUAUAUGGUUGACCAGGAAGGCAAUACUUUUGGAACGGCGCCAGACCAUGGGACUAGAAAUGGACCGGUUUUGUCAGAAUCGAAUGUAACCUCGGGCUCAAUUCACACUUUCACCCUGCUGGCCGAAACAGCACAAGCCCAGACCAGCUACUGGCUGGCGAGCAUGGAACAUGGCCAAAUGCCGCAUGCCCCGGCGGGAUAUAAAGUCUGGCGAAAUGUGAUGGACUACGGAGCCAAGGGUGAUGGCGUCACGGAUGACACCGCUGCGAUCAAUGCUGCCGUCACCGAUGGAAACCGCUGCGGCGAGUCGUGCGGGUCUACAACCACCUUGGGAGCCAUCGUGUACUUUCCUCCUGGCACCUACGCCGUCAGCUCUCCCAUUCUGCAAUAUUACUAUACCCAGUUCAUCGGAGACCCGACAGAUCGUCCCAUCAUUGCCGGAUUGGCGUCUUUCUCGGGAAUUGCCUUGAUUGACACCGAUGUCUAUAUUCCUGGUGGCAACGGUAGCGAGUGGUACGUGAAUCAGAACCAGUUCUACAGACAGAUUCGCAACUUUAUCUUCGACCUCACCGCGAUGCCUUCCUCCAACCAGGAGGGAGACCAAACUUACGUGCCAACGGGCAUCCACUGGCAAGUCGCCCAGUCCACCUCUCUCCAAAACCUUCACUUCAACAUGCCCCUAUCAACUGCCGCAGGAGCCACAACGGCAGUUGGCAUCUUCACUGAGAAUGGCUCCGGUGGCUUCAUGAGCGACCUCACCUUCUACGGAGGUAACCUGGGAAUGCGGGUUGGCAGUCAGCAAUUCACCGCCACAAAUCUACAAUUUACCUCCUGUCUGACCGCAGUGUCGAUGAUCUGGGAUUGGGGCUGGACAUGGAAGAAUGUCAAUGUUCUAUCCUGCUACGUCGCUUUUGACUGCACGCAGAUGGGCGGCAUUGAUGGCCAAGGGGUGGGUUCGCUGACCGUUAUUGAUUCGACCUUUAACGGGGUGCCUUAUGCGAUCACCGUGAAUAAUGACAAUCGUCCGGCCAUUACUCUCGACAACCUGCUCAUCGAGAAUUCUGCGUCAGUCGUCCUCAUCUCCGGCGGAGCGACGCUACUUGCGGGGCCGACGAGUGGCUCUGAAACCAUCUCCUCCUGGGCUAUGGGUAGGCGCUACACGAGCCUUUAUGAUGUAGGGUCCAACGAGCUGAGCAACUUACAGCCGGUGCCUUCCAAACCCUCGACCCUGCUUUCGGAUGGUGGCCAGUACUUCCAGCGAUCUCGUCCACAGUACGAGGAGCUUUCGGCCAGCUCCUUCAUCUCCAUCGCGGAUUAUGGGGCAGUCGGGGACGGAACGGGCGAUCAGAGUGCAGCCAUCAAUGAGGCUCUUGCCAACGCCAACGGCGCCGUCAUCUUCUUCCCCGCUGGAAUAUAUGCCGUGCAAUCCGGGAUUUUUGUUCCUGUUGGCACACGGAUGGUCGGCGAAGCUUGGUCGCAGAUCAUGGCGAGUGGAACGUACUUCCAGGAUGCUAAUAACCCGAAUGUUUUGGUCACUGUGGGCGAAGCGGGAGAUCAGGGUAUCGUGGAGAUCUCCGAUAUACUUCUGACCGUAUCCGGCCCGACAGCUGGGGCUAUCCUGCUGCAGUGGAAUGUGCACGAGAGUACACAGGGAUCCGCAGGUAUGUGGGAUACCCACUUCCGUGUGGGAGGCGCUAUAGGGUCCAACCUCCAAGCGGCCGACUGUCCGGCAUCAGGUUCGGUCGAUGCCAACUGUAUAGCGGCGUCGCUUUUGAUGCACAUCCCCGCCUAUGCAUCCGGGUAUUUCGAGAAUGUAUGGGCUUGGGUUGCGGACCACGAUUUGGAUAUUCCCGAGCAAAGCCAGAUCAAUGUCUUCUGUGGUCGUGGAAUCUUGAUUGAAUCUUCGGGUCCAACAUGGCUAUAUGGAACGUCCUCUGAGCACUCGGUGCUUUAUCAGUACCAGCUCACCAAUGCGUCCAACAUUUUCCUGGGCCAUUUGCAGACUGAAAGCCCUUACUACCAAGCGACACCGCCAGCGACCGAGCCUUUUACCUUAGGACAGUUCGUGGAUGACCCGCUUUUCGAGAACUGCUUGGGCUCCGCCGGUGGAUGUGCAAAGGCGUGGGCGCUGCGCAUCCUCAGGAGCACAGAGGUCUACAUCUACGGAGCCGGAGUAUACAGCUGGUUCGAUGCAUACAGCCAGGAUUGCCUGUCAACGGAAAGCUGUCAGCAGGCUUUAAUAGACACAAGCUACUCCCAGGGCAUUUGGAUGUACAGCAUCUACACAAAGGGCAGCACCGAGUCCGUCUCCCCCGAGGGGGGCGUCCCUAUCGUGAUGCAGGCCGAAAAUCGUAACGGCUAUCUGACAGCAAUCAGCGCUUGGCUAGCCCUUGCUGAGGCUGGAGGAGAUCUAGGGGGCGAUUCAACAGGAAACAAUCGCCAUAUCACCCCAGAUAAUGUCAGUAUUGUGCCCCUGCCAUGUACCACCGUUCCUCCGUCGCAGACCUUCACCAUGUCGGCCGAGUGUACCAGCGGGAUCCUCGCCUUACCGACAGCAGGGACCCAGAACAGCCCACCAGGACCAAGCCAGUGCGACGAGGAGUGCGACAUCUUCCGCUUGCUUUCGCAGACGUGUUGCGGCUCCAACGGGACCUUGGCCAAUCCUAUUCUCAUUCCGCCUCUGCUGGCGGUUCCACUGCCUAUCCCACUCCCCAUCGGCUUCAUCCCCAACGUCGCCUUUUCCGUCCCUGCCAACCCUGAAGACAUCAGCGACACUGAAGACAGCCAAACUAUCCCAUGCUGCGUACCGCUCGCCGUGCCGGUCGUCAUUCCCGCGGGAUUCGUACCGUUGUCUAUUGCAGAUGGACCGUCACUGCUCAUUCCUCCUCCAAUUAUACUACCCAAUACGGAUAGUCCAAGCAGCGCACGCACACCGGCCUGUCCCAAUGGGGUAUGCUGCGACCCGAGUCUAUCUACAUCUAUUGGACUCUGCGGUAAUGGAAACUUCCCACUGUAUCUACCGGGAACGGGAAUCGACUGCUCCUCGCCAGAUGACGCCGCGGAUCUCUCUUCCUUCCUCACCAGCUGUCAGAGUUGGGCGAUGGAUAACCCAGGUCAAGUUUCUAUAUACGCCAACGUCGUGCAGCAAUGCCUGGACUGUACAGGGUUUGAGAACCUUUUCAGCACCGUCCCUCGUUGAACGUGCCGAUGCCUGUCCAUCCCCACCCAGCUCAACAACCAGCACUCCACCGAGUAAUCCCACCUGCGACCGGAUCUACACCUGCGAUGGAAACAGCUUUCCAAACGUCUGCGGCCACGCCGAAUCUGCCAUCUCAG